Arvicanthis niloticus (Nile rat) is the source of this 3173-nucleotide messenger RNA. It is a transcript of the gene C19H5orf34, whose product is annotated as chromosome 19 C5orf34 homolog. Lineage: Eukaryota; Metazoa; Chordata; Mammalia; Rodentia; Muridae. The record is from RefSeq and is a predicted model, not a curated record.
GUCUAACGACAAUAAAUUAAGAAUUAGAAGACGUUUUCUGUCUUCGAUUACUUUUAAAGAAUUUAACUAACUAAUUUAACUAACACCUAUCCUUGUGUUAGUGUUGCCUGGUAGGGCAGAGGGCUGGCCUACAAUCCUAAUUCCCACCGAAUCUCCGCGCUUCCGCACGGAGACUGAACACCCAAUAGGUGGAGAUCGCCCGGAAACCCCAUCUUUUUCCGGUACUGCUCUUCGUAAAAGGCGGGACUUCCGGCUUCACUUUUCCGGAGCCAGCCCCUUCCUCUUGGUGCGGGAGGUUCAAACUGUUGCCUGGCUUUGUUGUUUUGCUUGUUUUGUUUUGGUUCUCCGGUCGCCGAUGCUCCCCCAGAGGAUUGGACUGGUGUUUCAAUCGAAACACUUCUUGCGUCCAUGUUUUUCCGUAGAUAUGAUUCUUUUUCUUCAUCAAGAAAUAUCUCUCGGUAGUUAAUACAUUACUGAGGGAACCGUGGAGAAGCAGUCGCCACCAGCACAGUUCCUGCCACUUGAGCAGAAUAGAGAUCGGUCAGAGGCCGUGGUUACCCUCCUUUCGAGGUGGAAAACAACUUGGCAGCCCGCAACGGCCAGCCGUGAAUCCCAGGGAUACAAUUCAGUUCAUCAGGCCUGUAUAGCAAGCAUCUUCAUGCGCUGAACCACCAUGCCUGCCCAAAUUGCUAUGUUUUUCUUACCAAGUAAUAUUGGUUUAUCUGCAAUGAGAUGCCGAGCAUAUCAGAUACAAAAUUAAACUUGAGGAACAGUAAACCACAAAACGUUUGUGAUUUUGUGAACUGCCUGCGCCUUCCAGCUUAUGUUUUGACUGUGUUUGAGUAAAGACCUAGAAGUUACUCAAGGCAAUUUGUUAAGGAAGUUUAUUUUAGAUUCCAGAGAUAAGAGGAUCCACAGUUGCCUGUGUGUGUUGCCCUGUGUUCUUAGAAAAUACAUGUGUUUAGCUUGACGGAAACUCCUGGGCCUUAAGGAAGCUGCCUGUGCUGCUAUGUCCCCAUUUCCUGCAGUCCGUGCUGUGACUUGGGGUACACCCAGGCGUGGGAAUGGCAGCUGAGGUGCGAAUGGUACUCUAUGAGGAUGAUUCGGUCCAAGUGAACUACGCUGAUGGUUCCACACUGCAGCUCUCUCCUUGUGGCUCUGAAUUUCUCUUUGAAAAGGCACCUCCUCCCUCAACACAUCCUUUAGAACAACCGGAGAGAAUUCGCCAACGAACACACUUUGUUAUUAGCAAUUAUCGAGAGCAACUACAGCGAGCCCUCGAUUUUCGAAACUCUUCAGCUACGUGCCCUUUUUUAUCUGAAAGCAUCAUACCUUCUGAAAGGAAAAAGCAUAUCUUCAUUGAUUUCUCGGAAGUAGAAUGGCCCAGCUUUGACAGAGAUGACUGCACCACGUCCUCAGAGAGUGGCGUAGUAAAGAUAUCAUCCGUGGAUGGACGCGCAUACCUUUGCCUGCCCAGAUCUCAGCAUGAAUUUACAGUCCAUUUUUUGUGUAAAGUGAGCCAGAGGCCAGAUUUAUCUGGAAUACUACCCGAAACAAAGAAUCACGUCCCAAAAGAUAAACUAGUUGGAAAGACCAGCAGAGUCUACAGGUGUGGAAGUUUAUCAGGACAAAGAUUGAGGAAUAAAGAAAACGAACCUCAUUACCAGAUCUUGAAAUCUAAAAAUGUUUCGACAAACAUAGGUCUUGUGAAUGAAACUGAGGAGGGGGAGGAGCUGCCUUCCCCGGGCACAAAGCACCGAUGUGUACACGCGUGGGUAAAGCAGGCUUGGUCUGUUGCCUCCUGUCCAGAGCAGUGGAGGUACCCUCUGUCUUUAGCACUUCGAUUUUAUAACAAAGUUCCUGUUGCAUCUAAAGUUGACGCAGACUUUCCUGUGAGUAGCACUGUGACUUCUGACAAUCCUGAAGAAAGAGGACAAGAGGUUUCUGUCCUUCCCAGGGCCCUGUCACUCAGCUGCCCUGCCCCGCACACGCACAGGUGGAACUUCUGUGACUCACUUUUACAGAGACAGUCUGAUGCAGAAGAGUAUUCCUAUCCUGAGCUUGUGAAGGUGGUGUGGCACAGGGGUGUUACAUACAGGCUUACCCAUAAAAAUGUAAACUCAAUAGAGAUUUUUCCUGGAGAUGGAUCAGUUUUAAAGUCAGAAGGGGCUCAUUUUGGUAACUAUUUUACUUAUUAUCCAAGUCAAGAAGACUCAGAAAAGAGAGAAGAGAAAACUUAUUCCGUAAAUAACCUUCCUCCAGACAGACCAGGAAAUCUCUUCUCUGUACGGUCUCUGAUUAAACAGGCUACCAGAAUUCUUCAACAUUGUGCCAAGAUAAGACUUUCACUAAGCCACAACUACCGUGUAUGCUGCUGGGAAACGGCACCUGGAGUAAACGUUAGCAAUAUCCUGCCUGUGCUUCUGAAGGAAUCGCUCAUCCCAAGCGUGGGGAGAUUCCUUGCCUACUCUGAUGACAAAGUUCAUGCUGUCUUUUUGGAUGGUGUCACACUAACACUGAAUUGGGAUCUCAGCUCCCUUGCUGGAAAGAGACAACAAGGGGAUCAAGGUCUCAGCUUAGGUUGGUGCAGAUUAACUUUUCCAGACGGAGAGGAUCAAUUACUUCAAACUGAGCAUCCUGGAGUGUAUGAGAGAUAUGUGGCAUCAGUAAUAUCGUGGUGCAGAAGACUAACGCAAACUCGUCCAAGACAGGGGUCCACACAUGUCUCACCUGCUCUCAAAGAAAACUGGUCUGUUGCUUCUGAGCUUGAGAAAAUACAGAAAUUUAACUGGCUGCUGGAAAACAGUGGUGUCCUUGACCCGACGUCUAGCAAGAAGAGUGAACAGUGUUCUUCUGAUCACUAUAAAUCAGGAUCUUCAGAAACCUUGCUAGAAGCAACUAAUGAAGAGAGUGUAUCAGUAGCAUUGAAAAGAACUUCUGAAAUCCUUCAAGAUAUUGACUAUCUUCUGUCACUCUCUAGAAAGUGAAAAAUGGAAGUAUUACAAAGUCUUAAGGAUGUUUCAAAUUACUAAUAUGGAAUUGCUACAAACCGAAGAAAUUGCAAAUGUUACUUGUACAGAACUGAUUUCACUUUGAUUAUAUCUUGCUCAGAUUGUAAAUUUUAGUGUUUCUGUGUCUAUAUAUUUUUAAAAUAAAGAACAGUUUUGAAAUUU